Pseudopodoces humilis (Tibetan ground-tit) is the source of this 2584-nucleotide messenger RNA. The record is from RefSeq and is a predicted model, not a curated record. Lineage: Eukaryota; Metazoa; Chordata; Aves; Passeriformes; Paridae.
AUGAGCCCCUGGCAGCAGCGGCCGCCCAACGCCAGCGCGGCUGUGGGGCCGGGCCCGCGGGGGAACGGCACGGGCCGGGCGGCCGAGCGCGGCAGCGCCGUGUCCGUGGCCAUCCCGCUCACCAUGAUGCUGACGGGCGUCGUGGGCAAUGCCCUGGCCAUGCUGCUCGUGUCCCGCAGCUACCGCGCCAAGGGCAGCCGCAGGAAGCGCUCGUUCCUGCUGUGCAUCGGCUCCCUGGCGCUCACCGACAUGCUGGGCCAGCUGCUCACCAGCCCCAUCGUCAUCUCCGUGUACCUGUCGGGCCGGCCCUGGGCCACCAUGGACCCCUCGGGCCGCCUCUGCGACUUCUUCGGCUUCAGCAUGACGGUGUUCGGGCUGUGCCCGCUGCUGAUCGCCAGCGCCAUGGCCGUGGAGCGGGCUCUGGCCAUCCGCGCCCCGCACUGGUACGCGAGCCACAUGAGCCCGCGGGCCACCGAGCGCGGCCUGGUCGCCAUCUGGGCCUCCGGCGUGGCCCUGGCGCUGCUGCCGCUGGCCGGGCUGGGCCGCUACGCUGUGCAGUGGCCCGGCACCUGGUGCUUCAUCAGCACCGCCGGCGGCAGCGCCUUCGCCGCCGCCUUCGCCGCGCUGGGGCUGCUGUCGCUCGUGGUCACCGGCGCCUGUAACCUGGCCACCAUCGCGGCGCUGGUGGCCCGCUGCCGGGCCAAGGCCGGCUCGCGCUGGGGCCGCAUCGCCACCGAGACGCUGCUGCAGCUGCUGGGCAUCAUGUGCGUGCUGUCCGCCUGCUGGUCACCGCUGCUGAUCACCAUGCUGAGGAUGAUCUCGGAGCACACGGCUGGGCCCUGCCGGGCCGGCUCCGGGGAGCCCCGGCGCUGGGAGCCGCGCCAGGAGUGCGACCUGUCGCUGACCGCCGUGCGCCUGGCCUCCCUCAACCAGAUCCUGGACCCCUGGGUGUACCUGCUGCUGCGCAAGAUCCUGCUCCGCAAGGUCUGCCAGGCAGCCAGCGCCGUGUCCAAGUGCUCCAGCGCCGAGUGCCGGGACAGGGACAGGGACAGGGACAGGGACAGGGACAGGGACAGGGACAGGGACACAUCUGUCUCCCUGCCCGAGGAGAUCCGCCGGACUGCGGCCUGAGGGUGUUCCCUGCGGGGAACCUGGGAGCCUGCUGACCCCUCACGGUGUCACUGCUGGAGCCAGAGUGCCAAAUUCUUCCUGCAGGUGCCACAAGUGCUGGGAUACAGUAGGACACGACCCUCUGCAGUCAUGGCUGAGCUGCACAGCGAGAGGAGGACAUGUCCUCAUCCAUGGUCACUGCAGAAUGGGAGAAGAACACGUCCUCAUCCAUGGUCACUGCACAAUGGGAGGAGAACAUGUCCUCAUCCAUGGUCACUGCAGAAUGGGAGAACAUGUCCUCAUCCAUGGUCACUGCAGAGCAGGAGAAGGACAUUCCAUGGUAACUGCACAACAGGGUGAGGACGUUCCAUGGUCACUGCACAACAGGAGGACACAUCCUCAUCCAUGGUUACUGCACAGAAGGAGAAGGACAUUCCAUGGUCACUGCAGAACGGGAUGAGAACGUUCCAUGGUUACUGCCACUCGUGGCUGAGAUGCACAGAGGAAGGUUCUGUGAGCCUAAAGUAGAGCCUGAGGGAGCUUCUCUUGCUUUAAGGUGGAAGAAAUUGUUUUCCUGACAGCCAGCAGAUUCUCCAGAUGGAAUUACUGAAGGGAGAUACUCCCUUAAAUACUACUGAGAGUAUUUAAUACUAAAAUUACCUCCUUCAGAGAGUCCUUCCUCCUUUUUGCUGGAGGUGCAGAAAGAGGGAGAAAAAACACAGGAAUAAGGAAAAAAAGUUAAAUUUGGUUGGAUUUCAGUGUUUUAAAACUGAGCAGUGAUGGAACAUCCAUCUCUUCCAAGGACUGAAGGCAGCACGAGUCUCCUGCCUCCUGAUAAACGCUGAUCCGUGUGGCAGCUGAAGGGAGCUUGAGGAGGGUGCAGCACCGGGGCAAGGGGAGAAAUCCCUGAUUUUUCCCUGGCAGCCUGUGGAAUGUGCAGGGAGGCUGGAGUUGCUGCUUGAGGGGGGCAGAUGAGAGGAGGAGAGUCAGAGGCAGACCCACUGCUGCCACAGGAGCUGCUUUCCUGGGAAGUGCCGAGUCCAUGAGCAGCAAAUGCUGUGGGAGGAAUGGGGCUGGCACUUGGGGCCUGCAGAGAGCCCAGAGCAGCAUCCCAAAGAGUUCAGCUCUUCCUCCAGAAACACAAAUGUGGCAGCUCUGGGAGUUUUUAAACUGCAGCAGACUGGAAGCAGUGGGUGGAAGUGUGUGAAUUUGUCAGGUCUUUUCCCAAAGAAACUUCCAUGGUUUAGUUACAAACUCAGUUCCAAUCCAUUGGUGCCACAUCUGAGGCUUGUUUUUUAAAAAGCUGUGUCUUAAGGCAUUUUCUUCACCCUUCUGGGGCUGACAGCCUCUCAUGUCUCCUGUUUUGUAGCCUUUGGAGUGAAAUCAAGUGCAAAUACAAUAAAAUACAGCUGAUAUUCCAUGUGCCAGGUGCUGUGGAAUUCAGGGGUCUUACAGGCAAAUGAAGUCCUGCAUC